This is a messenger RNA of Clupea harengus (Atlantic herring), 5320 nucleotides long. RefSeq names its product neurofascin homolog (chicken) b (gene nfascb). Gene Ontology annotation, biological process: axon guidance; brain development; cell-cell adhesion. The record is from RefSeq and is a predicted model, not a curated record. Lineage: Eukaryota; Metazoa; Chordata; Actinopteri; Clupeiformes; Clupeidae. Gene Ontology annotation, molecular function: cell-cell adhesion mediator activity. Gene Ontology annotation, cellular component: plasma membrane; axon.
GAUUCAGAUGAGGAACUCAGAUGAACAAAAUACAGGUCUGCCUCAGAGCUGAAAUCAUUAAUUCCCUCACAUAAACACCAUCUAAAUAAUGUAAUUAUGUCUUAAUACCAAUCAGGAGUAUUUUGUGGAUAUUUCUUGUUGACUUUAUGGAUUAUCUAUUCAUGGAUUACUUCAAGAAAAUAAAGAGACUAAACAACAGUCUUGUUUCAUCUAACACUGGUGAAGAGACGAUCACAGCUCAUUCUACCUUUUAUGUGAAUGGAAGCCACAAGACCACAAGUUCAGUUGGAGUUUGAAUGUAGUGUUCUGAGCUUAAGGUCGACAAUGUCUCAAUGCUGGAGGCAUAAAUGAAUACAGAGCUGUUCAUCAGUUCAGCAUAGCUGGAGUUCAAUCUGAGAAGGGAUGGGGAAUCAGGACUGGGAGGUGAAUUUGGUCAUCAGGUUUGCUGUUUUACUGCUCACACGGCCAGGUCUGUUUGCGAUGGAAAUACCACAGGAUGUCAUACAGCCCCCUACCAUCAUCAAACAGUCGGUGAAAGAUCAUAUUGUGGAGCCCAAAGAUCCCAUUGUCAUUGAGUGUGAAGCAACAGGAAACCCUCAGCCUGUUUUCACCUGGACCCGUAAUGGAAAGUACCUGAAUGUUGCCAGAGACUCCCAGGUGUCCAUGCGAAGGCGCUCAGGAACGUUGGAGAUCUUCUUCUAUGGCCGUCCGAAUGACUAUGAGGGGGAAUAUCAAUGUACUGCCACAAAUGAGUUUGGCUCAGCCAUCUCCAACAAGAUCAACCUAAGGGUUUCCAAGUCUCGAUCAUGGCCGAAAGAACACCUGGAGCCCAUGACAGUGUUCGUGGGAGAGCCGCUGGUCCUGUCAUGCAAUCCCCCUCCGGGUCCGCCAGAGCCAGCCACCUACUGGGUGAACAGCUCAAUGGUGCCAAUUCGUCAAAGCCGCAGGGUGUCCAAGGCUGAGAACGGGGACCUCUACUUCUCCUAUAUCUUGCCAGAGGACGCUUCCACAGACUACUGCUGCACGGCACGCUUCCCCUACACCUACACCAUACAUCAGAAAAGCCCAGUCAUUCUCCAGGUUUUAACAGUGCGUAGGCCGUCUGAAAAAGCGCCUGCCUUUAUGUACCCCCCAAAGAAGGCCACUUCCAAAAUCGCACUCCUGGGGGAAGAGUUGGUUCUGGAAUGCUUUGCGACGGGAGUUCCUGCACCUGUCAUUAAGUGGACCAAAGACUGGGACGAGAUGUCCCUGGAUGGCAAGAGGCUGGAGAGUUUCAACAAGAGACUUCGCAUCCUGUCUGUGUCCAUGGAUGAUGGGGGAGACUACACCUGCACAGCCUCCAACAAGAUGGGAUAUGUGGAGCGCACCAUCUCAGUCAGUGUCAAAGCGGCUCCAUUCUGGCUGGAGAAGCCAAAGCUCCUCAUUCUGUCCCGAGACAUGAGCGCGAAAUUGGUAUGUCAAGCUGAUGGCGUCCCAAGACCCAGUAUUCAGUGGCUGGUCAAUGGAGUGCCAGUUGAAGAAGCCGAGCAGAUCUCAAGCAGGCAAGUGUCUGGAGAAACUCUGAACUUCCGAGCUGUGACAGAAGAGACAACAGCUGUGUAUCAGUGCAACGCGUCCAACCCGUAUGGAUAUCUCCUGGCUAACGCCUUUGUCAGCGUCAUGGACCAGCGGGCACGUAUCCUGGGUCCAAGAGAUCAGCUGGUGAAAGUCAUUGAAGGCAGAAAGACGGUACUAGACUGCCCUUAUUUUGGAGCUCCAGCACCUGCGCUGCACUGGUCAAAGGGUGCGAUGGGCACCUUGGAGGGCGGUCGCUACAAGGUUUACAGAAACGGGACACUGGAGAUCCGCAAGACGAGGGUUGAUGACCAGGGCGUUUAUGUGUGCAUCGUCAGCAAUCUCAUGGGCAGAGAUGAGAAUCAGAUUCAGCUUGAGGUUAAAGAGCCCACUCAAGUCAUUCGCAAGCCACACAACGUUGUCAUCCUCCGUGGGGGAGAUGCCAAGUUUGAAUGUGCAGUCAAGCAUGACCUGACCAUGCUCCCCUCUGUCAACUGGGAGAAGAACAACAAGACCCUUUUCAUAGGAAGGAGAAUGCUGAAGGAGGAGGAUGCGCUGACUAUCGUCAAUGUCAACAAAGCAGAUGACGGCAUCUACAGCUGUGUCGUCAAAACCGAAUUGGAUGGCGUCGUAGUUUCUGCUCGACUCAAAGUAAUGGACCGCCCAGAGUCCCCAACAGACCUGGUGAUAUCAGACCCCUCAGAGCGCAGUGUGCGUCUCACCUGGACACCUGGUGACAGUAACCACAGUCCUAUCAAAGAGUACAUGGUGCAGACCAAAGAGGAGUGGUGGUUCCCCUCGGCCUGGAAGAACCUGACUACUUACCCUGGGAACCUAAACUCUGUCGUGCUGCAACUCUCCCCUUACCUGAGCUACCGGUUCCGCGUCAUCGCUGUUAACGCACUCGGCCAGAGUGAACCCAGCCGUGCAACGGAGUACUACCAGACUGGAGGAGCUGUGCCAGACGCCUUCCCGAAAAACAUCAGAGGAGUGGGAAGUGGAUUGUGGAGAAAUAACAUGGAAAUCACCUGGGAGCCCUUGCCAGAAAGAGACUGGAAUGGGCCCUAUUUGCAGUACAUGGUGUGGUGGCGGCGUCGAGAGUCAAGGGAGGAGUGGAAGAACGUCACCACCAGGUGGUGGUGGCACACCAUCUACGACACGGACACCUUCACUGCCUACGAGAUCAAAUUGCAGGCUAUCAACACCUUUGGCUAUGGCCCAGAGUCCCCAGUGGUCAUCGGCUACUCAGGAGAGGACCGGCCUCUUGAAGCUCCUGCAGAGCUGAGUGUGUCUGACAUGGAGAGCACCUCGGUGACUGUUAACUGGCACCCUGUUCCUCGCAGCAGUAUCAUGGGUGAGCUGAAGGAGUACAAGGUCUACUACUGGAGGGAGACUAGUCAGCUGCCUUGGCUGAGUGUAAGCAGACGGACAAAGUCCAAAGGUUUCGCUGCCUCGGGCCCACGGCUUUCCGGUGACCUAACAGGGUUAACCCCUUACAGUAACUACAGGAUAUACAUAGUGGUUGCAAACAGCCGCUAUGAGGGGCCUGCCAGUAGCACUAUUGAGUUCCAAACACCAGAGGGGGUGCCAUCUGCUCCACGCUCUUUCAAGAUUCAGCACCGACAUUUGGACACCAUCUAUGUAGAAUGGGAACGGCCGGCGGAACCCAAUGGCAUCCUAACAGGAUACAUAAUGAGAUAUCAGCUGUUGAAUGCAACCAGAGGGGAGAAAAUCCGUGAGGAGCACCUUCCUCCCAACAGGACCGAUCUCUCUGUCCAGCGGUUCGACCGCUACACACGCUACAAAUUCUCCUUGGCAGCACAGACUCAGGUCGGCAUAGGAGAGUUCUACACAGAGGAGUCGCCCCACUUCACGGAGGCUUACUCCACGGAUCAGGUGGACCUGGCCACACAGGGCUGGUUCAUCGGUUUGAUGUGUGCCAUUGCUCUCCUCGUGAUCAUCAUGCUUGUUGUGUUCUUCAUUAAGAGGAGCCGAGGGGGGAAGUACCCAGUGAGGGACAAAAAAGACUUUGCCUUGGAACCACUAGAUGAUAAGGAUCAAGAGGGAACAUUUGACUAUCGGUCUCUGGAAAGGAUAACUCGUGUUCCUACUCUCCCCUACACCCGAAGGGAGGAGGACAUCAGACAGCUCCAGCGGAGACGUGGCUCGGUGGACGGCAUUAUCAGGAGGACAGAGAGCGAUGACAGCCUUGUGGACUAUGGUGAGGGAGGGGAAAUCGAGUUCAACGAGGAUGGCUCAUUCAUUGGCCAGUACACAGGCAUUAGCAAGCAGUCAGAGAGGUCAGAGAAGGAGUACCAUGACAGCUCGGAAGCCACCUCACCUGCCCACACCAUAUACACACUGGCCUAGUUUAGCUGUCACUAUAGGCACCACAGAGGUCAGUGGGUACUAAACAGUGGGUGCCCACAAACCAGUGCGGCUGUCUAAGACGUUUUCCCACCACUGUUCAGUCAUGGAGAGAAAAUGGACUCUGCUUGUAUUUUUCAAGUGGGAUCAUAGAGGAGACAGCACUGACCUUACCCUUGUCCUUAUACUUUGGCUGUAGCUGAGUUUGGGAUAUAAAACAAGGGAGCAAAACAAAUGUUCUUUCACAGGAGAAGGCUGCCAAGUUUUUGGAUAAUCCCUUUAUGCUAAUAUUACCAAUAUGAUCCUGUCCUUUUUUUAUCUUUUCAAACUAAAGAGCAAAAAGUGGUUGUAUAACAGCCCUAUGGGGAAAGGGAAGGCGAUAUGUUUUAUCAUGUUGAUAAAGAGCAGUGAAGGGGCCGAUGGGUAUUUUAUGCAUUGCGUUAUGGCUCAGCCAAAGUUCAUCAAAUAUUUAUUCUCCUUUUUCCUGUCUAGCCCAGUAAUUUGAUUUCUUUACCCAUUUCUGAGUCUAUUAAUGAUGUGUUAUGUAAUGUAUUUGUAGACAGAAGCCUACUGCUUUUUUUUAUCAAACUGUCCUCCUUCUUCAAACAUAAGAACACAUAGAGUGUAUUAAUGCAUAGCUUUAAUACAUACAGUCCCUUGCACAUUUUUUUUUAAAUCUUUUAUGAUCUACACCAAUAUCAAUGAGUACUGAUACAGAGAAUUGAUGUUUAAAGUUAAAACUCACAGUAUAUUUAAGCCUUAUGUCUUCCAAUAUUUCAAAAUUAGGACAUAAUCCAUGUCUUCAACCAAUACGUUUCAAACAUAUAACAAAGAAUUCUGGGUAGGUUCUGUCAGUUGUAUAUCGCACUUUUGUUUAUCAUCUAUGGCCUAUGUAUUUCUGCACACUCAGGUAGCAUGUCCCAUAGUAUCAAAGGCUAAAGAGAAACAGGACUUACUGUGACUUAUAUUCUCUGCACUAACCUUUACAAUAACCUUUACAACAGGGAAGGUAAUGUUUCCUGUGCCAUUUUUCGGUUCUCAUUUUGGUGACCACAACUUCAUUGGAACUUCUGAUAUUCUGUAUUAGAGUUCAUGUAUACUGAAAUUGAUUAUACUGAUAGCCAUUAUGCAGUAAGAAUAGGAGAAAGUAAUUCAGUGUAAUAAGCCAUUUAAUGCUAAUUAUGUCUUUGCCUGUGUGUUUACUUUUGCUUUUAACCCUCUCUUGACUGUCGGACAUUUCCUCAUACAGUCUAGCAGGAUUUUGUACGCCAUACAUUGAUAUUAGUAUUGUGGUUUUAUAUGUGCAUUUUAGUACAGUUUUACUCUCAUAUCAUCUGUGAACUAAUUUGCUAAAUAAAAGUAUAAAAGAAAUCCCAAUAAACCCAGUGUUCAUUUUAAA